AUGUCCAGCUCCUCCCAGGCCACCCAGAAAAUCCCCCUCCACCACCGCCCAGACGACACCGGCUACCGCCUCAUCGAGCUUCCCCCCGAACUGGAAAGCCUUCUCGAAUCAGAAAAUGCUCCCGUCCUCACUCUAGAAUCCUCCCCAACAUCAGCCCUCCUCAAAACCCCCGACAAGACAUACUCCCUCCGCCAGAAAAACACCUCAAACUCCGUCAUCCUCCUCUCCCCCACGUCAACGUCAACGUCACCUCCAGACCAAGCCAUCGCCGCCAUCUCCACCAUCCGCGAAACCGUCGAGCUGGAACCAGCACCUCAAGCUGCCGCUACCGGCGCUUCUUCUUCAGGUGGCGGCCCGCUCAAGAACACGGGCAGCAGGGGUAAAUGGCACGAAAUGUUUGGUAAAGGACGAUAG
Molecule: messenger RNA, 414 nt
Organism: Trichoderma aggressivum f. europaeum
Lineage: Eukaryota; Fungi; Ascomycota; Sordariomycetes; Hypocreales; Hypocreaceae
Exons: 2
Coding region: 1-414 (137 amino acids)
Biological process (GO): mitotic sister chromatid cohesion
Cellular component (GO): Ctf18 RFC-like complex
Source: RefSeq, a predicted model, not a curated record